ACUUGGGGAUCCGAAGGCCUGAAACCUCCAAGCGCAGGUUUGAAGAACUGGGCAAACAGGAAAUAAGCUGCUGACGCGAUGGUGCUGCUUAUUAAUCAUUCACCAGUCCAGAGCUGAUCUACUUAAUGACUGUGCCGCUCUGGGCUCUAGCCUCUUGGUCUCUCCUCUCUGCGCUCCAGCGUGCUCAGGACCCUCAGAGCGGCCAGAGGCAGUGCUCAAGCAGCCGCAGGGCGAUGUGCCGGGCAGCCUCGGUGGCUGCCGCGCUCGCCGCAGCUGCUGCGCGCUGCCGGGAGGUGCCAGGCGGCGGAGAGCUGUGAGCUUGGAGCCUUGAGCCUAGGGAGGGUGCAGACAGCUAGCGCGCAAGGUGAGCGCCCCAGCCGGCAGCGGCGCAGGCCCCCUUCGCUGGGAUGUUCCCCAAUGGCACCGCCUCCUCUCCGUCCGCUUCUCCUAGCCCCAGUCCAGGCAGCUGCGGGGAAGGCGCCUGCAGCAGGGGCCCGGGGGCAGGCGCCGCGGACGGCAUGGAGGAGCCUGGACGAAACGCUUCCCAGAACGGGACCUUAAGCGAGGGCCAGGGUAGCGCCAUUCUCAUCUCUUUCAUCUACUCCGUGGUAUGCUUGGUGGGACUGUGUGGGAACUCCAUGGUCAUCUACGUGAUCCUGCGCUACGCCAAGAUGAAGACAGCAACCAACAUCUACAUUCUAAACCUGGCCAUCGCUGAUGAGCUGCUCAUGCUCAGCGUGCCCUUUCUGGUUACUUCCACGUUGUUGCGCCACUGGCCCUUCGGCGCGCUCCUUUGCCGCCUGGUGCUCAGCGUGGACGCGGUCAACAUGUUCACCAGCAUUUACUGUCUGACUGUGCUUAGCGUGGACCGCUACGUGGCUGUGGUGCACCCUAUCAAGGCAGCGCGCUACCGUCGGCCCACUGUGGCCAAGGUGGUGAACCUGGGUGUUUGGGUGCUGUCGCUCCUGGUUAUCUUGCCCAUCGUGGUCUUCUCACGCACCGCGGCCAACAGCGAUGGCACGGUGGCCUGCAACAUGCUCAUGCCCGAGCCCGCCCAGCGCUGGCUGGUGGGCUUCGUCUUAUACACAUUUCUCAUGGGCUUCCUGCUGCCCGUCGGGGCCAUCUGCCUGUGUUAUGUGCUCAUCAUCGCCAAGAUGCGCAUGGUGGCCCUCAAGGCCGGCUGGCAGCAGCGCAAGCGCUCAGAGCGCAAGAUCACUCUGAUGGUGAUGAUGGUGGUGAUGGUGUUUGUCAUCUGCUGGAUGCCUUUCUACGUGGUACAGCUGGUCAAUGUGUUCGCGGAGCAAGACGACGCCACUGUGAGCCAGCUGUCUGUCAUCCUCGGAUAUGCCAAUAGCUGUGCCAACCCCAUCCUCUACGGCUUCCUGUCGGACAACUUCAAGCGCUCCUUCCAGCGCAUCCUGUGCCUCAGCUGGAUGGACAACGCCACGGAGGAGCCAGUCGACUACUAUGCCACGGCCCUGAAAAGUCGCGCCUACAGCGUGGAGGACUUCCAGCCCGAGAAUCUGGAGUCUGGUGGCGUUUUCCGUAAUGGCACCUGCGCUUCCAGGAUCAGCACGCUUUGAGGCUGGCACUGCCUGGAGAGGGAGAGUGGUCAGAAACCGGGAGGGCGGAAGCGAGUGUGAGCGAAUGAUAACAGGGCACCAGGUGCGCUGGCAGUAGCGAGUAGCAGCGAUGCUCGGUGCCUGGUUAGCCAGGCCCAGGAAAGCCAGGGGACUAAGGUAAAAGGGAGAGUUGCGGAUAUACUGGGAAGGCUUAAGGGCCAUCCAUCCUCUCAGCCAGCCCUCUUUCCUACACAGCGCUUGCUAUUCUGAACAACUCUAUUCUCCGAACCCGGUAACUUCGACCCCCCCACCCCCGUUCUGCUAGUACAAACCACAAUCGUAACCGUUGCCAACUCAGUCUAACCCUUACCCUCUCAAGCCGAUAUUUGCGUUUCUUUAAGCUGAGCCACUGUUACUGCCUCGUGUUUCAUUUGGGCUGAGUCCCCCACGUUGCGCUCACCCCUGGCCAGACUCUUCUUAGAGUGGCUAUCAGACUGUCCCCAGUCACCGCUCUCCUUUUGCACAGCCUUACUUUCGAGGAAGCCCAGCUUGAGGAGGACCGGGCAACUGGUCUUUUCUACUCUCAGAGAAGGCACUUCUUUCGCUGGGCCCUUCCUCCUCCCCACCCUAUCCAGAGCAGAGCUAGGUGCUUAAGAAAAGGUCCUGCGCCCAGACCUCCCCCUUCCCGCCAAGUGGUAUAGUCGCACCCACAUCCUCCUUUGAAGCAAAAAGAAAAAGGAGCUGAGAGCAAGCAGAAGCAGAAGGACAAGUUUUUAAGAGUCCUGGGUUGUGGAUGUGGGUACCAUAGCAGCCACUUCCCCAUAGGGAUCGGGACCUGAGUACUGGGUUCCAAAGUUCCAGCGAGGGGCGCUCCUGGCUGGAGAAUGACUUAGGCACCCUGGCGGGAGGACCCGAAUUGCAGCUGCAAUUCCUUUUAGAUUCCUCCUUAGAAUAACAAAAGAUUCAGUUUCCUGCUUUAGUGUAAGUUGCAAGUCCAGCUCAGGCUGCUGUCACAAACUGCCAAGCCUUUAGCCAAAGCUGGACCGGUUAUUGUAGCCUGUCUGGUCCCUGAAGUUUCUGCCUUUCAAGAGGUGCCUAAUAAGUCAUUUCCUGAUUUAUUUAUUUAUUUGUGGUGUUGGUAAAACUGAGUUUCUGCUUUCUUUUUUUCUACUUGCCUAACAGGGCUGUUCUUGGAAACCCUGAGGGCUUGGGGGGUGUGGACCGAGCAGGAGUGGAGAAAAGUUCCCUCCUCACCCCAAGACUCCCUCAGAAGUUUCCCUCUCUUGGAUUCUAUUAGCCUUUUCUCAAUCCUUCUUGGUUUUGCUUGUGUCCAGUAAAGUUUGGAGAUUUUUUUAUACAUUUUUAUUGUAGUUUCUGUGUUAUUAAAAUAAAUAAAUCGCAAUUUGGGUUAACUCCUGUCAGUACAGAGUGAAAGUCCUGAAUUCCUGGCAUCCCAGGAAACAUAGGGGAAAAAUCACACUGUCCAUGAUGUUUGUGUGUCUAUGAUAUGUGCUGCUAUGCACAAGUCACACGCACACACACACACACACACACACACACAGAAGACAGAGACAUAAAGACAGAGACAGAGAGACAGAGAGAGAGAGAGAGAGAGAGAGAGAGAGAGAUUUGUAAAUCUUGAGGAACUGUCACAAGUCCAUGAAACAAUUACAAGGACAGACACAAAGUGACAGGUGUGACUCAAGCUGGGACAUUUUCAGUUUCGGGUACAAGUAGCAUUCAAACUUGGAUCUGAGAAAUGUCAGCCAGAGACUUGAAUCACUGCUGAAGAUAUUGCUGCUUUUUUUUUUUUUUAGGUCCCAGCAAAGGUGAUUCUUUACCUAUACCCAGUAAACAUAGUAAUUUCUGUUAAGGAAUGGAAGGGAAAUAAUUCUGUCUGCAUUUACAAACUACAAUAGAACUCUGAGCAGGGCAAGGACCAAUGAUUUCACUGGUUUAUGUUUCCUGUAUUCUUUGUUAUGCUGGUCUGUACAUAGGAGGCACUGAAAAGAUAUCUUGGUGGUUAAGUAGUCCUGUGUAUAUCACAGGUCCUGGAAUAAAGAACCUGGGAAUCUCACGUUCCUACUGUCAUGACAUACAAUGGUUGAAUGCACUAUUGAAAAAGACGUUUUAUGCACAUUUGCUUCAAGAACACCAUGCUUUUCUAAAAGCAGUAACCAAGAGUUAAAGUGUCUCUUGUGUUUUGUUCCAAAAAAUGAACAAAUAUGCUUUUGAUCAUAAGCCAGAAAGUUUAGAUCUUUUCCUAAGAAUAUAAUACAUAUGCAUACAUAUAUAUAAUUACUCUUCUGUUAAAUAGAUUUUUUCAAUCAUUAGGAACAGUGAACUUUACAAACUGAAAUCUCCAUCAAUAUCAUCUCAACGGGGUACAAAUGUAGUGCUCUUAACUUGUAAUAGUAACCGAAUAAACAGAUGUAUUAUG
Molecule: messenger RNA, 4002 nt
Organism: Psammomys obesus (fat sand rat)
Lineage: Eukaryota; Metazoa; Chordata; Mammalia; Rodentia; Muridae
Gene: Sstr1
Product: somatostatin receptor 1
Exons: 2
Coding region: 408-1583 (391 amino acids)
Biological process (GO): neuropeptide signaling pathway; cellular response to estradiol stimulus
Cellular component (GO): neuron projection; membrane
Molecular function (GO): somatostatin receptor activity; neuropeptide binding
Source: RefSeq, a predicted model, not a curated record